AUAUAUCCCGCGACAACCUAUUUUCGGACACAACCCGUAUUCGGCCGGCCCCGAUAAUGUUUUAGUUUUCCUGGAAAACACGCCCCUUCCGGUUUCCCACACGCAUGCUUAGUUUACAAACACCAUACAAAUGUCACGCUGGUAGUUUUGGAGAAAAAUAGAAAUUAAAAGGGUAAGCAAAUGAUAAAAACUUACAUACAGUUACAUUUUUAAUUUUUUCACUAUUCCCAAAAUAUCACGUCCAAAAUAUGUGUUUUUUAGAAAUAAAUCCAAUGUUUUCAUGUUGAAAGCUCUGUCGUCCGACAGAUGAAGUUAUUUUACAGGCUCCGCCUCCACUAUCAAAUUUUGCAAAAGUAUACUUCAUACAAAAAAAUACCACUUAUAGACCCGUGUACCUUACGAGGUUUUCUUAAUCAAUUGGUUAAUGAAAUUUUAAAUAGUAGUAGUAAAGUUUUUUUUCUCUGUUUCUUUUCAGAAUCAUGUGCCCACUAGGGGAUCAUACAGACCUUAUGAUGAUAAUAUGUAAGGGAUGGGUACACUUUUCAUAUUGUAUGUAACAGUGAGGGUAAUCGGAAUAGGAGACAUUUGUGCUGAUCCCACCAAUUAACUCCAUAAACUAACACUGAAAAUACUUUAUAAAUACGUUUUGGGUAGUUUUCUUGAUACUAACAGUUAAAAUGAAUGUUCGAAAUUUGUUUAAACUGUUUCUGACUUUUUGUGACGUAAACUUUGGAGCGCAGUAUAUUUUGAAGCAGGCGUCCGAAAACGGGUUGUACAACUUCCGGUUAAUGGAAAAGUAGGUUAGCCAUGUUGGAAAGGAUAUCUAAAACAUGCUGCGGGAUGAGAGUAAAAAUGAAGUAAUACAUGUUGAAGAUUACUCUCUUCGAUAUCGAGAUAUCACCUUGCUAUCAACAUGGAAAGUACUCCAUUGAAUGAUGUGAACCUAUCAAUUUGUUCUUCUUCAACGAGUAGAAAUGUAACACUAAACUUGACUCAAAAGUUCCUACGCACUUGUCCACUCCCAGUUAUUCCAGAAGUCAAUGCACCUUUGAAACAUGUCAAAAUCAGAGAAACGGAACGUCUAGAAAACAGACUGUGUUCCUUAAGUAGAAGUGUUAAGGCAAACUUGAAAAAGGUAGUUGGCGGUAGAAAUAGAAUGAAGUUUGAUAACAAAGUAAGAAAUACCGCAAUUAAUGAAGAUGAACUUGAAGAAACUUCCCUCAAUACUGAGUCUACGCCUGGGAAAUGUGUUACACGGAUAGAACAAGCAGAGCGUGUCAAUGAAUCCCCUAUUCCUCAGUCCCCAGUGACAGCUAUCGGUACUCCAAAUAGCGGAAUUAGAAUAGACAAUGCAAGUUCCAGAAGUCACAGAAAAAAAUUAAAAAAACAGUUAUUAGAAGACACGUCUAAAGCACUUGAUUUUGUGGAAACAUAUGGUGUUAUACCGAAAAAGGUUGUGGGUGAGACUUUCACCGGUGAACAGUGUGUCUUAAAUGUUGAUGGUGUAUGCCGUAGCAAAAAGUGCUUUGAGAAUAUGACUUCGGUUGAAAAGAAGGAAGUGAAGGAAAUGAUGAAUCUCUGUGACAAACAUAUGAUAUCCGAUGCUUCCUAUCAUGAAAUAGCCCUUAAAUUCCCUGACAUGCCCCGAAAAUCCCAUAUAGUUUCAUGCAGAAAUGAAGUUAACUCCGGUUACGAUGUUAAGCGAACACCCGGGAUGCUGCCAGGCUCAUAUUUGAGUUUUAAAGACGAACUUGUGCGUGAAUUAACUCUCUUAAGUGGGCGUUUCUCUACAAACGAAAUAAUAAGAAUCAAAAUAUCAGGUGAUGGAUGGCGCGAGGGUGAGCAAAGUCUCAAAUUUUGUAACUGUAUCUUUCACCAUUUUGACCGACUCAGUUUCACAAACACAUACAGACCAGAAAGUGCUUGCUAUCGUAAAUUGUGACGAAAAUCACGAUAAUGUGAAGAAAUGUUUUGGGCCAUUGUUUGACGAAAUUAAUGAAUUAAGUUCAGCAGGAGUAAUUACUGUCGGAGAAGAAAGUUACAAUAUUGAGAUUAUGGUUGGUGGUGAUAUGAAAUUUAUCCAGCUACUCCUGGGUCUCAACGGAAGCAUUGGUACCUACGCAUGCCCGUGGUGCAAGGUUGCCAAGGACAACAGAGGGGACAUGACAUUCCCAGAAGGUUACUACCACACGCUGGAGAUGCUGCGUACGAUUCAAGAGAUUUCAGACCUGGCAAGUACUGGUAAGAGUGGCAAACAAUCUUUCGGCGUGACCGGGAAGCCUCUACUUAAUAUUGAACCUAUUCGCUACGUCCCCGACGAACUUCACCUUCUCAUGAGGAUAACAGAUGUAUUACUACGUAACUUAAUAGAUGACGCUAGAUCAAAAGACGAGUAUGGCCGUCUGACCGGACAGUCAUGUGAUAACCUAGAUAUUCUUGUAAAGGCUAUUCAGUCGUGCGGUCUCACCUUCAAAAUCUGGAAUGCAAAAAAUGGUGAUCUUGAUUGGACGUCACUCUCUGGAAAUGAUAAGAAAACGUUACUCAGAGAACUUCCAGAUAAACUUUUCUUUUGCCUCCACGAGGAUACAAGGGAUCGUGUUGUAUCUCUGUGGAAGGAAUUCUCUGCCAUAUACAGUGCCCUGUGUUCCGGUGAGGGAGCAGAAAUUCUGUUUGAAACAACGUGUCAGUUUAUACAAAACUUUAUUCAAAUCGGACAACUAAAAAGGCAUGGGUAUCACCCGUCAAAUGUUACACCAUAUAUGCACGUGCUCGCCUACCAUGUCCCCUUCUUUGUAAAACGUUACGGCGGUCUAAGUAAAUUCUCCGGCCAAGGUGUGGAAAAAACAAACGAUGUUAUUAAACAGGUCCACCAAAUGAGAUCUAGCAAAUCCGAUCCAACUACAGACGCCCUUCUUGUUCGAAAAAGAAUCGAAGUGAGUUCAGCUGUCACACGAAAACCUCGACAGUACACAAAACAAAAUGACAGUUAUUGGUGUUCUGGCAUCAAAUCAAGGCGCGACGCUAAGAGAUGGAAAUUUUUCGAGGAAAUGAAACAAGUAGAUGACGCUUAUCACGGGAAACAAAACGAAAUUGUUCCAGACACUAUGUCAGUAAUAGAAAUUAAAGAUAAACUUGCCAAAUUGGGUGUUCGAACAAAACUUAGAAAGAAAGAAAAACUGUUGCAACUGCUCCGUGACGUUAGCGUAUAAUGAACAAAAAUGAGAAAGGAAGAACUAACAUUAAAUAAAAUAUGCUAAGUGUUUUAGGAUGUAUAUUGCUGGUUAUUCCUUAUUUAAUAGUAUAAUCACACAUCGUGUUACGUAAUAUGUAUACGUAUGAAUUUUAUGUGGCUGGCAUACGGUUACCAUGUUAAUGCAAAUUUUGCCGUGUUCUAGUCAUUUUCCGUUUUAUUAGGCCCAGAAAGAAAUGGACAAAUUACAUAGUGUUGUACCUUUUUAGUAAAAUAAUCCUCAGUUAGUUCCCGUGUUUAUUAUACUUAAAAAAGUUAUAAAUUAAAACAAAUAUUUGCCUUAACUCUGAAUUAAGCCAUUCAAUUUUGCUACCAAUAGCUCUAAAUAGAAAAGAGAAAAGUUGUUAACAUGCGUACACAGUUAUAUUCAUUUGAUAAGUUUAUUACAUAUUAACAUACUAUAUUUUCAGUAUGCUAUGAUGAUAAAUGAAACUGGACUUAUUUUUAUGGUUAUUAUAUACGUAUAUUGUUAUUGUUUGUGUUGAUGUAAAAAUGUACAUUGCUAAAUAAAUUUUGAAAUGCAUUUGUAUUGAAAUGUUGUCUUACACACUUUCGUUAGAAAAGGUUUUCACAGGUAAUAAGACCUU
Molecule: messenger RNA, 3837 nt
Organism: Mercenaria mercenaria
Lineage: Eukaryota; Metazoa; Mollusca; Bivalvia; Venerida; Veneridae
Exons: 3
Coding region: 1824-3209 (461 amino acids)
Source: RefSeq, a predicted model, not a curated record